AUGAGCCUGGCCGAAGGUUCAAGGAUGAAGCCAAAGCCACCUCUUGUUCCGCUUGGGACUCUGAUUGGUCGCGAGCUCAGGAAUGAGAAGGUGGAGAAACCUAUGGUGAAGUAUGGACAGGCUGCUCUGGCAAAGAAAGGGGAGGAUUAUUUUUUGAUCAAGCCUGAUUGCCAGAGGAUUCCAGGAAAUCCUUCAACUUCAUUUUUGGUUUUUGCGAUAUUUGAUGGGCAUAAUGGUAUAUCGGCUGCUAUAUUUGCAAAAGAGAAUUUGUUGACCAAUGUCUUGAGUGCAAUUCCUCAAGGAAUUGGUAGGGAAGAUUGGCUUCAAGCCCUUCCGCGGGCAUUAGUUGCAGGAUUUGUUAAAACUGACAUAGAGUUUCAGCAAAAAGGAGAGACAUCUGGCACAACAGUUACAUUCGUUGUGAUUGAUGGUUGGACUGUGACUGUUGCAUCUGUUGGGGAUUCUCGAUGCAUACUGGACACACAAGGGGGUGUGGUUUCUCUGUUGACCGUUGAUCAUCGGCUGGAAGAGAAUGAAGAAGAGAGGCAACGUGUCACCGCCAGCGGAGGUGAAGUAGGGAGGCUCAAUGUUUUUGGGGGCAAUGAGGUUGGGCCACUACGUUGCUGGCCUGGUGGAUUAUGCCUUUCGAGGUCAAUAGGUGACACAGAUGUGGGGGAGUUUAUUGUCCCUAUACCUCACGUUAAGCAAGUAAAGCUUUCAAAUGCUGGUGGAAGACUCAUAAUUGCUUCUGAUGGUAUCUGGGAUGCUUUAUCAUCUGAUAUGGCUGCCCAAUCUUGCCGGGGUUUACCUGCAGAACUUGCUGCAAAGCUGGUUGUUAAGGUNUAA
This is a messenger RNA of Ilex paraguariensis (yerba mate), 846 nucleotides long. Lineage: Eukaryota; Viridiplantae; Streptophyta; Magnoliopsida; Aquifoliales; Aquifoliaceae. The record is from the annotation of a GenBank genome assembly.